AUUUUUAGGACACUGUGGAGGGUGAGUGUAACGUGAUGAUGGAGACAUCCUUUGAGAAGUUGUAUGAGAAGGUUGACCUAACUUUAUUGAACCAACUGUUACAUACGUCUCAUCGUUGAUCAUAACAUUGCUGAUUACGUGGCAGCAAAGAACAACAUGGUCAUCAAUUAUAAGGACAUGAAUCACAGUAAUUCUUACGGUAUUAUAAGAGGACUCCAGUUUGCCUCAUUCAUAGUACAGUAUUACGGGUUGGUUCCUGAUCUAUUGGUAUUGGGCCAGGGAAAUGGCCGGACCUCCUCAGCUACCAAACGAUUUCUUAACAUAUCAAGACAUGGACACCGAGGCUGUUCCCCGAUUAGAUUAUACUCACGUUAUAUUGACAGGGUACAUGUAUUCUUCAGGUUUUCAGCUGAUGAUUUUAAAGACCUCAUGCAGCGUUACCUGAUGGAGCACCCUGACCCUAAUGAUGAGAACAGUGUCGGAUACAAUAACAAGAAGUGCUAGCCGAGGGACUUCAGAAUGAGACUAAUGAAGCAUGACGUCAACCUAGAUAUAAUGGACGCCACAACUACACAGAAGUACUGGGUGGGUGUACAGUUAAGGUGGGGUGACUAUGAUUCUCAUGAUGUUGAAAGAUGCUCGUGCCUAGUUCCUUGACUACACCACUGACAACAUGUUGUAUUUAUCCAUCACCAACUGGGGCUAUGAUUGGCAUUGAUCUGGUUUAUAAUUUACACAGUGCCUUUGGAAGUUGGAUCCCAGGAAUGAAACCUUAUAUCCAGCAGGCCAUGUCUAAGAUAAUGAAAGCUAAUCCUGUUCUUUAUGUAUUGAGAGAGGAUAAGGAAGGCACUCCAGCUGUACUCUUCAGAGCCAACUGAGCCUUACAUGUACACAUGUACAUGUAUCUGUCGUCACAAAAUUAUGGAGAAUUAUUCUCAAAUCAAAUCUUUUGGUUUGUUGAUGAUACUAACGUGUAUCAAGUUAUCAUUUAUAAGGUAAUUUAACGACAAAGCCGAUUAAUGGAGCCAUUUUUAUAUUCAAUCCAUGUACUGGACAGCUCUUUUUAAAGAUUAUCCAUACUUCAGUUUGAUGGGGACAAAAGCGCCUGGGGCAGAAGACAGCACAAGAAGUGGCAGCUCUCAUUUGGUCGCUACCAGUGGAACCCAAACAAAUUGUUACUAGAAAAGGAAUGCUUGAUCCACUAGAGGUACACUUGUUGGAUUUUCCUAAUAUAGUCAUAAAAGGUAGUGAUUUGCAGCUGCUGUUUCAAGCCUGUUUAAAGGUAGAGAAGUUAGGUGUUCUUACAAUGUAUAUUGAAGGCCACUGAACCUCAGAUGGUAUUGCUCAAUUUAUGUGAUGACUGGUUGAAGAACAUACCAUCAUACACUAUACUACAUACACACAUGGAUAUGAAACAGAAAGUCGGUAUCCAAUUAACUCUUUGAAGUUCACCUGUAAACGUCAUAACCAGCAUAGCUCUAUCCUUGGCGCUUUUCUCUCUGUCUAUGUUUUCAAGAAUUUUCUUGACUCACUUAUUUUUGUGAAAGAAGGCCUCAUGUUUACAUGACAAAAUUAGAAGACCUCCAUUUUUAUUUGUAACCACCUUUUCUAGACUCUCGAACAGAGUUAGCUAGUAAGUCUUGGAAUCAUAAUAGUGUAUUGUUUGUUACAUAGACUGAAACUAUUCUCGUGUCAAUGUAAUGAGAAAUGACUGAGAUAAUAGCCAAAAACUAGUUUUUUUAAUAUUAAUUUUGUAACCACCUUUUUGAGACUUCUGCACCAGGUAUGAACAAGUUACUACUUUGAGUGUAUUCAUUAAGGUCUCUUAUAUAGACUGUUUAUGGUUUCAUUAGGCCUGGGUUUCUCGAGUCGGGCCUGGGUUUCUCAAGUCGUGUCUCAUAGAUAGAGCUAGUGCUUUUCUCAUGAUAAAUCUGGAUUAGUUUGAGAGCGGUUCGACAGCUUAGACUAUCAAAACCAUGCCUCCUAAGAAGAAGGGGUCUAGUUCUAGUCAGACCAACAGUGGUGCUGGUUCAGGCUCAAAGAAACCCACCUGCCAUGGGGCCAGCAAGAGCUCUGGAUUUAUCUGCCCCAUUUGUGAUGACGAUAUCAUCGAUGAAACCCAGCAAUCUGUGAUGUGUGAUGGCCCCUGCGCCUCAUGGUUACACAGAGGUUGUGCUGGUCUUUCACGAGUUGCAUUCUCGAAACUUGAAGGCUCCGAUAAUCCAUUUCUCUGUACUCGCUGUUGCUUAGAGGCUCAAUCUAUUGAGAUCAUAUCACUUAAGGAGUCUUUGGCAGCUUUGUCCAGUCAAUUGAACUCCUUACAACAAACCCUGUCCUCUCGUAGUCAACCAAUUGAGGCUCUCUCCACUGAAAUCAUCCAAAUCAAGAAUAGAUUAGAAGAAGCUCCUUCCUUCCCUCCCUCUAUUCACAUUUCCCAUUCUUCGCCUACAUCUGGGGUUGCUCCGCAAACUAAUGUCCCUGGUACAGUUGGUAAGAAAGCCAUCCCUUCUGUUACGGAUCGCAAAUAUAACAUUGUUGUCUUUGGUAUUACUGAUGAACCCUCUCAGGGUACUCCACGGGUAACACGAAUCAACUCAGAUAUAGAGAGAGUUACUGAAGAACUAACUCAGUUGGCAACUACAUCGGGAUUUUCGUUUCAAGUACGUGACUGUCAUCAUCUGGGUCAGUAUCGACCAAACUCGACUAAAUCACGGCCUCUCCUGGUCACCUUGAGCUCAACUAUUCAAGUCUCAAAUAUUCUCUCGAACUGCCAUCACUUGUCUGGUGUUGUCUCUGUUCGCCCCGAUUUAUCUGCCUCAGAACGAAGAGAACGUGGGAUCCUGAUGAAGGAAAGAUGGAAACUUGUUAAUGCUGACAUCGACAGGAGGCCCAUCAAAGUGAAGGGAUCAGGGCUAUAUGUGAGUGGUAAUUUAACAGGGAAAGUGUUAAAUGGGGUGUUCCAAGUGACACAGGGCCUAGGUGCUAAAGCACCUCAGCUUUAUUCUAUUUUGAACAACCAGAAUCAGUCUAUUUCAGUUAACUCCAACAGUACCUCUGACCAGUCAGAUAUAAUACCGUAG
Molecule: messenger RNA, 3080 nt
Organism: Amphimedon queenslandica
Lineage: Eukaryota; Metazoa; Porifera; Demospongiae; Haplosclerida; Niphatidae
Exons: 10
Coding region: 1977-3080 (367 amino acids)
Source: RefSeq, a predicted model, not a curated record